UUUUCCUUCUUUCCGGUCCUGUGCUGUUGUGAAGAAUGGCCAUAACUUCAUGUAAUUUUCCGCACUGAAGCAGAACAGGAAGAACCAAGCGAUAUGGCGGUUGUGCCGCAGCAAAUCAACUUGCUGGCGCAUUCGCCUCGGACCCUGCCCAUUGUGGCUGCGGCCUUUGAUGAAGCCUCCACACUGUAUUGGGUCGUGUCCAGGGAGGGAUACAUCGCAUCGUAUGAGCUGCCCUACGGGCUCAAGUUUUCUGCGUGGCACCUCUCCGUCGAGGAUGAGAUUGUGGACCUGGUGCCCAAAGGAAGCGUGGUGUGUGUAGUUCGCACAUCCGCGAUUGACGUGCACCAACAAGGCAGCCUUCUUCUCCAGUCCAUCUCGAGCUCCAUGCUGCGAAACAUCACGUGUGCAACCGAUGCCCCACGAACGCUGAACAUGUUCGUCGGCACGGAGGGCGGGACAGUGGUGAAGGUUGACGCGGCACAGGGCACCGUCUCCAUGCAGGUUGAGCUCGAUUACGGCGCUGUCAACUGCCUCAGGUGUGCCAACCGGUUUGUAGCGGCGGGCACGCGGGCGGGCAAAGUUGUGCUGCUCGACCGCCGGCUGCUGGUGGAGGUAUGCGUGUUUGACGCGUUUAAGGGCGGUGUGGAAUCCCUGGCGUCCGCAGGCAACAUCCUCCUCGCCAUUGGCAGAGAUAAAGACGGGCAAAUCGACCCCAUUGUCCGCGUGUACGACGUGAAGCACAAACACGCCAGGCACCCAAUGAUUCAACGCGGCCCGCCCGCCACGCACGCGGCGCUGGUGCGGCCACAGGAAGCGCUGCCGUCAGCACCGCCACCGCCACCGCCGCAGGUCAUCACCGUCAAUGCGCACCACCACCUCGUCAUUGGCGGGGUGGAUGGGGGUGGCGGUGGGGCCGUGCGUGCACGCGUUCCCCUCAACAUGCCUCACACCCGGUGCACAGGCGUUGCGGUCGCCCCAUCGGGACAGAUUAUUUGUGUUGCGGACAGCGGCGGGUCUGUGCACGUCAUUGCGACCACGCCGCACCCUGUCGUCUCGCUCGCCCCGGCAAUGGCCCUCCAGCUCCUGGAUCGCAAUGACCUUCAGGCGCACACGAACAUCGCCAUCGACGACUACUCAAAGAGCCUUGGGUUCAUGCUGGUGCAGAGCACGGCGCUCUCUGAAUGGGAGUUUGAAACACAGCGCUUUUCGCGUCCGCCCAUUCCUGUUCCAGAAGAAAUCCAGGCAAACCUGCGACUGGGGCAUGGGCAGGUGCAGGGCCAGAUGAUUGGAUAUGCUCCAAACCUGCUCAACUGGAGAGUUAACCAGGUGCAGUACGCGUCCAAGUUCCUGCGGCGGCCGCGCGGAUACCGCCACCACCACGGGCGAUCGACAUACGACGACCACACGCGCGCAGACGAGCGCAACUCUGUUGUUCCGCUGCAGUACAGGAAAUGCGACAUCAAGUACACGCUGCGCGGGCUGGAUGGGUUUGAUUUUGAGAAGUACAACGGAACCCCGCAUUGCGGGCUUGAGCCCGAUGUGCCCAACUCCUACUGCAAUGCCCUCCUGCAGGCCCUUUACUUCAACGCCCCGCUCCGCGCCCUCUGCGUCCAGCACCACUGUGAUAAGGAGAACUGCGUUGCGUGCGAGCUGGGAUUUCUCUUCCAGAUGAUGUCCAAGAUAGCAAAGACGUGUCAGGCCACCAACUUCCUGCGGUGCGUGCGGACAUCUGUUGAGGCGAAGAACCUGCCGCUCCUUGUGCCCAACAGCAGCGGCGGUGGAAAAGAGGACAUUCAUUCCACCAUCCGCUCCUGGCUCACGUUCAUCUUCAGCCAACUGGAGGACGUGUCUGUGCCGCCCGCGAUGCUGACGCCCAAGGAUCAGCACCGCCGCUCGUCCCCAGACACCCCCGGCGACGUGCCGUCGUUCAAGGAGCAGUUCUGUGUCGCCACCACCGACAUUGUCUCCUGCCUCUCAUGCAAGUCCGUGUCGUCGUCGCAGACGACCGCGCCCGUCCUUGCCCUCCACGCACCGGAGGAGGUGACGAAGGCUGUUGGUGCGCGCAUGCCGCUGACACCAUCGAAACCAAGCGGCCCGCCACCAGCGGCUGCUGCAUCAUCAUCAUCGCCAUCGUCGUCACCAUCGUCGUCAGCCGCCAACGCCGUAUCACCGCCACACGGGCCCAGCGCUGCCGCGGCUGCUGCUGCCGCUGGCAGGGGAAGGAGGGCCGGUAAGGGCGCAAAGCACGUGCGUGCGGGGAAAACGAGUGGCAAGAACAACGCCAACGACAGCGCUGCCGCUGCCACCGCUGCUGCGUUGGGGGAGAAUGCGGACCUGUUUGCCGACGUGACCUUUGAUGACGUCAUGAACGAAGCACUCUGCAACACCCAAGUCCUGGGCGCCCACUGCAAGAAGUGCGGACGGUUCCGAAAGUCCAAUGUGACGCGGCGGCGCGACGUCACGUCCACCAUGCUUUGCAUCGAGUGCCCACUCACCAGGGAUGCUGACAUGCAGAUGUGGCGGGCAAAAGCGCCCGCAUUCAAAGGCGAGCGCACAAACGCACACAUUGCCACGCCAGCCACCGAAAGCGAGAGCAGCAGCAGUAGUAGCAGUCAUGGCAAUGGCGAUGGCGAUGGCAGCAGCAGCGAUGCACCUAUUUCGUGGCUGCCGUGGCGAUUGUGGAUUCGCCCGUCUCACGACGACGACGCUGACACCGACACCAGUAGCGGUAGCAGCGGUAAGAACAGCCAAGGCAAGAGCAGCAGCAACAGCAACAGCAAGAGCAAGGGCGGCAAGCAGGGCGAUGGCAAGGCGGGUCGCCGCGUGGUUGGUGAGCUGGUGACGCCAACAACACUGCAACACGCCGACGCACAGUUGCUACACCACCAACAGCAGCAACAGCAGCAGCAACAGGAAGAUGCGGACGGACGUGUGCUGUAUGAGCUGGUUGGCGCCGUGUUCCACAUCAAGGACGAAUUUGGAAACCAGCACUCUGUCUCCGUCGUCAAGACGCUGUAUCAGGAGGGCGCCGUGUACGGGUGGCGGGUGCCGUCGCCACCGCACCCCUCGCCAUUCAUCAGACACGCCACCCCAUACACCACCCUUCGCCGUCCUCUCCGCGCGUCCAUGCCCCGUGGUGGCGGCACGGUUGGUCGCGGCGGCAUCCGUGGUGGUGCACCGGGCAUGAUCAUGCGCGCGCGCCACCCGCAGUCGCUGCCGCAGCUUGGCGUCGGCGUGCCAACCACUGCGACACAACCCUCACCGUCGCUGUCGUCAACAACGGCAGCAUCGUCGGCAAUGGCGCAUCACCAGCAGCACGUGAGUGGCGCCCCGCCUCCAAUGCCGCAUGGCACGUUCAGGCCGCCGCUACGCAUGCAACCCCCACCGCCGGCACAGCAGCUGCAGCAGCUGCAACAGCAACAACAACAGCAGAUGAGGAGCGAGAGCAAUGGCAACAGCGCUGGCGGUGCUGGGAUGAUGGGCCGGUCAUCAAGCAUGCCCGCGGCCAUGAAUAUCCCGUACUACGUGGCGCCCCACCACCAGCACCAGCCGCACCAGCACCAGCACCAGCACCAGCAGUAUCAUCCAUACGAUGCUUCCCAGUACCAGAUGCAGCAGCCUUCCUCGCACGGUCGCCCGCCCAUGCGCCCACGCGGCGGCCCCAACUGA
Salpingoeca rosetta is the source of this 3669-nucleotide messenger RNA. RefSeq lists its product as uncharacterized. NCBI's taxonomy places the organism in Eukaryota, Choanoflagellata, Craspedida, Salpingoecidae. Gene Ontology annotation, cellular component: PAN complex; P-body. Gene Ontology annotation, molecular function: protein binding. The record is from RefSeq and is a predicted model, not a curated record. Gene Ontology annotation, biological process: nuclear-transcribed mRNA poly(A) tail shortening. The transcript has 26 exons. The coding region runs from base 94 to 3669 and encodes 1191 amino acids.